This is a messenger RNA of Cylas formicarius (sweet potato weevil), 1817 nucleotides long. Its product is annotated as probable RNA-binding protein EIF1AD. Gene Ontology annotation, cellular component: nucleus. The coding region runs from base 1250 to 1759 and encodes 169 amino acids. The transcript has a single exon. The record is from RefSeq and is a predicted model, not a curated record. Gene Ontology annotation, biological process: translational initiation. Gene Ontology annotation, molecular function: translation initiation factor activity; RNA binding. Lineage: Eukaryota; Metazoa; Arthropoda; Insecta; Coleoptera; Brentidae.
UACUCCACUGUUGGGUAAAAUUUUGGUCACCAAAUGAUCAGGUAUCGCAAAAGUCUGAUACAAACCGUCCUCAAAUGGAAAGUUUACCUUAAUAUCACAGGAUUUUGUUGUAGUAAUUCGUGUGUCCAAAGAUUUCUCUGACAUAUAGAGCCCAAUUUUCUCACAAGAUAUUAAAUCCAAACCAAUUACUUUUUCAAAACAAUGCAGAUUGCAUUCUUGACAGUCGGUAAUCUCAAUUCUUGUAACUGAUCUCAGUAGCACAGUCACCUUAUUGCACAUGUCAAGAUUUACCGAUUCGAUUGCAUUUUCUAUAACUACUGUACAGUCUUCACAGUUGUAAAGAAAUAUGCAGUCGCCUUUCUUUGCUGUGUUUAUUAUAACACCAUGGUUGCCCCUCUGAUGUUCUAUUUUCCAUUUAUUUUCAAAGGAUGUGAUUUCAUUAGAGGUUGUAGAUCUAUGUUUAUUAAAUACUUGUUGACCAGCAUCAUCUUUAUUUAUUUCCUUAAGGAGUGCUUGAUGUUCCAUCAUUUUCUUUAAAUUAGGAUUGUCUCCCAAUGGUUGAGAAGCUGGCAAGUUAAGCGUUCCCAACCAUAAUAUACCAUUUUUAAAAAAGCUUAUUAUAAACAGUGAUAAUUCUUCAUAAGUUUGCAUCCAACUUGUAAACCACUCCAAGUGGACUUUUCCUAAAGUUUCGAUUUCAGUUUGAGCCUUCUGUUUAUAAAACUCAAUAUAAUUAUUUAGUUUUGGAAUAAAUUUGUCCACUUCGUCUUCGCAAAACCAUUCAAAGAUUUUAAUACUCUUGCUUACCAAUGUAAUUUGAAAAAUGUGGUCGCUAGCUUUGGACUCUGCUGCAAUUACUUUGUGUAUUUCCCGAAGUAUUGGUUCUGUCAGAUAUUGUUCAUUUGAGGGGUUGAAUGGCUUUUUGUAUUUACAAAGGGUUUCCACCAAAUUGAUCGUCUGCCGAAAUACAUUGUCAACUGUAAUACUUUGUUUGUAAAUGAGACCAUCAAUUGACUCAGAAUAGCUUUUGUAUUUCUUGAAGGGAUUUCUGUAUAUUUCUUUUAACGUGGUUACACUCAUAAUUUUGAUAUUACUGCUUGACAUUUGAAGUGACUUAUCGACAACUAAAAAAAGUGUCACUAAGAGCGGAGGCAGGGGGUAGGUGAAUAACGCAAUUAACGCAAAGAAUGGCGACGAAUUAGUUACUGUUGCCUAAUAAUUUGGGAUCCUUACGGUAUUUAUUUCAGAAAUGUCAAGGGCAACGAAAAGGAAGCACGUAAUGUUGGAAGUUUUACAUGAUGACUUCUCACACCCAUCAGAAAAUCAACAAAUUGUUCGAGUUUUGGUUAGUCGAGGGAACAAUUUACUUGAGGUUGAAAGUACAAAUGGCAACACAUUUCUUGCGUCAAUGCCAACUAAAUAUCGAAAAAACGUUUGGGUUAAACGAGGUGACUUUGUUCUUGUGGAACCUAUAGAAGAAGGUGAUAAAGUUAAGGCUGAAAUUGUCAGAAUUUUAACAAAUCAACAUGUGAAAUACUUUAAAAAGGAAAAAGUGUGGCCAAAAGAAUUUGAUACUCAAGUCGAGAAGGAAAACAAUGAGGAUGAUCUUUUCGUUAAUACUAAUAGACAUUUUCCAAGUAAUGAACCGAGCGAUGAAAGUGAUACUACCGAGUCAAGCCAUGAAAGUAGAGACACUGAGGAUGAACAAAACAGUGAUAAUGAAACCAGUGAAGAAAAGAAAAACUUAAAUGCAAACUAAAGGUUUGUUUAACAACCAAUUUUUUGCUUUUCAUUUUAAGGGAAUAAAAAUCUUUUAA